AUGAGUUCUUCCCCACGACCAGGUUCUUUAACGAGAACUCACACCGGAAAUGCGACGUUGAGCGCUAAGGAUAUUUAUACAGCGGGUUUCCACAAGGCGUUAAAUCCAAAAGAUGCCAACGAAAAGGCCUCAAGCUCAAGGGUUCGAAAUAAGCUUCUAGAGCGGCUGAAUGAUCGCAGCAAAAACGACCCAUUCAAAAGAUUGAUUGAGGAGAUAUCAAACAUCAUUUUUGAAGAACUGAAAAAGGAAGAAAGGGCUAUUGAAGGCGUCAAAAACUUUCUGAAAGACGACGACGUGGAUGAUUGCCUGAGAUGGCAUCUGUUAUAUUAUGCCGUCAACAUAGACGAGCUGGGAAACGCAAGAAACGAAAGUAAACUGCCUCGAUUACAACUCAGCAAAGCCAUCAUCUCUGAGCGCCCCUAUCUGUCCUUUGAAAAUCCAUCGGCCGUUCAUCGUGCCAAAGAGCUCUACCAGAAAGACUGCGGCUCGAAGAAUUUUCACCAGGGCUACAAGGUCAAGCAGACCCCACUACACAAGGCCGCUGAGAGUGGCAAUGCCGAAGCCAUUGAAGCCAUGAUCAUGGAAGGAAAGAAGUUCUACAACGAAGAUGGGUUCGGAGGGAAGAGCCCGGGGUUUCUUCGUGCCAUGAAUCUUAAACACCACGAGCAACUGUCACAAAAUGAUUGCCGGCUUGUCAAUAUGAUGCGGCCAACUACCAAGGACUCUGGAGCGACUGCGUUGAGCCUGGCCGCUAAUGCUGACCAUGGAUCAUCGGACACAAUUAUCAAGUUGCUUCAAGUUUCAGACAUUGCCUGCGGUGACGAAACCUUCGGGGAAGCUGUCGAAGAAGGCAAGCUUCAGAUUGUCGAAGCUUUUCUCGGCAAGGAUGAUCCAAAAUUGUUCAAAAAUGUUAUUACGGAAGACGCAGUAAAAACUGCGUUAAGAAAUCUCAACAAUGCCGACCUUGACGAGGUCAAUGCCGAGAAUAACGUGGACACUUCUAGCAAUGCCCGGCACAGGAUUGCCGAGCUCCUCAUCAGUCGCAUUCAAGAUCCUCUCCACGUUGAUGACAUAGCAGAGAGUAUUAUCGCAACCGGGUCUAUGAAGGUCUGGCAAGCUUGCCCUGGAUCCAUGGUAUCACCUAAACUGCAAAAGCAUCUGAUUCAUCUAGCAGUCAAACAUCAGAAGCUCAAUUUCGUUCAGCACUUUUUGAAAGAGUAUCCAGACUCUGUCCGUGAGCUGUGGGGGGACGAUAAACAUAUUGGUCAACAGUACCCGCUCUGGUAUAACAACCAUGACAAGGACGGGAAUAAAAUUCCAAAGCCUCUUAUCGGCACCGUGCGUGGCAAUAUCCGCAAUGAGAUUGUUACCAAAAUGAUACACAAAAUUGAAGAGAUGGAGAAGCUGUCUGAUGCAUUCAACCAUUGUGAAGCAGUUGGACAACUUUGCCUGGAUCUGUCACGGUUUGAUUCAAAGGGCUUCCGCGUUUCGGACUUUGUUGAUUCCAUGAUCUCACAAGCUGACAAUGAUCUUGUUACUUACGAGCAGACUCUGCGAUAUGUUGAGUUUCCGCCGCUGGACAUGCUCCCGGAGGCGAGGGAGACCUUUAAAGAUGACUGUCCACUUCAGUUUCAGCAUACCGAGAUUUUCAAAAUACUCAAAUGGCUUAGGGACAAGAAGAAGGUUCAAACAAUUAUUAGACUGAAAGCGUCAGAUAGGCUCGUGAACUGCCAUGAUCAGAGGCUUAUGGCUAAAGGUGUCGAGCUUUUCAGCGUUAAAGUUCUGGAUUGGAAAGUCCUUGACUUGUGCUUGGAUAUAUUUGACAAGACUUCUCAGGAAAAUAUUACAGACUUGUCCCCAUGGGCUUCAAAUUGUUCAAAAACGCGACUCAAAAUCGUCAAGAUCUUCGUAGUCAAGGAGACUUGUACCACUGUCCACCGGAAUGCGGUGUUUCGUGAGUUAGUACGAAAGGCUAACAUGAACAAUGAGCUCCCCGUGAUCAGUAUUGAGCGAACGUGCUGGUAUCAUAAGCAGGAACUAGCAGACUUGAGCAAAAUUGCAGAAAGAAUAGAUCCACAACUUGGCGGAUGGCUUGUGAAUCUCAAGUCUAAAUACGAAGGUUACGAGGGCCUCAGACGGACCAAAGUCGCUAUACUUGAUAAUGGCGUGCUUAGCAUCGCUCCUAAAUCGAGUAUAACGGCUGCGUCUAGUGGUAGUUCCGGGGCCUCAGAGCAGUUCGCUUGGGGAAAAGAUGAUGAUAAGAAAGGCAACACAAAAGACGACAAGAAAGGCAGCACACAUCAUAGUAAUUCCGCUCACGAGGAUGGUAACAUCGAUAUCACUAGUAGCCUUUCCAGCCGUAUCAAGGGUGGGCGCUCAUUUGUUGAAGGGAGAUCGAGUCAUAGCCCUUGGCAUCUUGCAUGCCAUCCCCAUGGAACACAAAUGGCCAACAUCAUCUGUGCAAUUGAUCCUCUUUGCGACAUUUAUGUUGCGAGGGUCGCCGAGGAUGCUUUCGGUAUCACUGCAAAAAGAGUUGAGAAGGCCAUUGCGUGGGCUAUUAGCAAAAAGGUCGAUAUUAUCUCCAUGAGUUUCACCAUUGGGGAAAUGGGAGAAAUCUCUAAAUUGCUGCACGAGGCUACUCAAAAAGGCAUCGUUAUGACUUGCAGCACGCAUGAUGAAGGGGCCAAAGCCCAGAAUGCCUACCCAGCAGGCCUCAAAUCAGAUGAUAAGUCACUCCUUGUUCUCGCUGCAUGUGAUGAGUUCGGCACACCUAUUCGAGAGAUCGAACCAAACAAAUUCCACUAUCUGAUUCGGGGUCAGAAAAUGGCUGCAGGCACGAUUCCUUUCCUGAAGUCGAACGACACUGUUGAUGGAAGUUCUGUAUCAACAGCACUUGCAGCUGGAUUAUGCUCUCUUACUCUGACUUGCGACCGCCUUCGGGAUAAGGACAUAGAGUAUGAGCCAGGGCACGAGGGCGAAAUAGAAACCCUUGUUAUUAUACUGAGAAAGAUCGCGGCGUUUGCCUUACUGUCCACAUUUUCAGUUCCAGCUGUCUAUCAUGAUGGAUAA
Messenger RNA from Fusarium poae, 3069 nucleotides. RefSeq lists its product as uncharacterized. Bases 1 to 3069 code for a protein of 1022 amino acids. Gene Ontology annotation, molecular function: serine-type endopeptidase activity; protein binding. Gene Ontology annotation, biological process: proteolysis. The transcript is spliced from 9 exons. The record is from RefSeq and is a predicted model, not a curated record. NCBI's taxonomy places the organism in Eukaryota, Fungi, Ascomycota, Sordariomycetes, Hypocreales, Nectriaceae.